AAAUGAGAACAUUUCCCACAUCAGUAUAUCCUUUCAUUAUUAAUAAUUGCAUUGCUUCUAAUAUUAUAAAGCAGUUAUGAGUAUUAAUAUUUAGCAGUUUAUCACAUAGUUUUGAAAUUAGUUUUGUUUAUGAUUGGUCUUAUUUGUUGUGCAUGAUCAAAGCUUAUAUAUGAAUCCAUUGCAUUUGACUCUAAAAGGUCAUGUCUGCAGAUUUUGGAGGCUUGCAGUCUUGUGUGGUAUGUAUGUAUGUGUGUUUUUUAACUUUUGCUUUGCAGAGACACCUGGGGAGAAAAACAGGAUGUCGGGGCGACAGGGUGAACUAAAGGUCAAUGUUGUUUAUAGCAGCAUGAACUUCUAAGACAGAAGUAAAACUUUCCAUCGAACGGGCCCCCACCCAACUACACAUAUAUAUUUUUGGGGUCAGAGGGAAAGGCAGAUCAGAUCAACCGCUCCUCGGGGGACCUGAUUCUGCAUUGGUGUUGUGUAAAGAUAGGGACAGUUUUGACCCAGAGCUCUGUAAUACUUCAUUUGAGAUACUUAUUAAAAAUAAUUUGAUUUGAGUUACGUGUCUAUUCUCCUCAUUCAAAGAACAUGCAGGACAUUUAAAGUCCAACAAUUGGUGACCCCGUCGACGUGAUGAGGAGAAUCCGACAUCAUUGAUUUUUCUUCUCGACAUUCCACUUGCGCAAAAUAGGAAAGGUAAGCAGAUACCUGUUAUAUCAAAAUUCUGCUUUAUUUAAAUGUCGUGAAGAAUAAUUAAUGAUACAAUGAUUAUUGUCAUUUUUAUCUAAAUUGCAUAUCUCAAAUGAACUAUUAAAUGUGUCAAUAAAAUAAAAAGGGAAUUAACAGUAAUAAAAUAAAAUAAAACAAAAUAAAAUAAAAAUAGUAAAAGAAAAGAAAAUAUAAAAAGGGGGCUCGACGUUGGCAACGCUAGCCCCGACGGGGGCUUAAAUUUCUGGGUUUCCACUCCCGAAGACGUAGCUCAUCUUCAAAAGGGCAGGGUGCAGACCCGGAGCGUGGUCAAGGACCACGGGCGGAUUAGCCGCGGAUGAUACAGAGCGGUUGGACCGCGGUAAAUAGAGAUUGAAGUGGGUUUCAUACCCGAGAAAGUGGUCAGGGACCACGGGCAACGCAGCGGUCGGACCGCAUAAGAGAAACUGAAAGUAAUAAGAAAACCACGAAGUAGUUGAAAAUACGAAGAGAAUAUCGAUAUAUGAAAAAGUUGUGCUAAAGAAUAGGAAUUUGAAACGUACUGAAGACUAUACACCAUGGGUCCUUAUUUUUAAAUGUGCUGUUUGUUUGCUACCGGUAUAUUAUCAGCUUUAUUGUGAGUAUAUUUUAAUUAAAUUUUUUUCUUUAAAGUAAUAUUUUUUUAUUUUUGCUGCCAGUAAAUUGCAAUUCAGUGUUAUCUUUUUACGAAAUAUUUUUGCUAUUAUUCAGUUCCACGAUUAGUACAUUUUUAUUCAAUUUUCUAUUUUUCCUAUUAACAAAGUUUUUACUUAAUCUUAUAUCUUAGGUUUUAAUUACAUUUUUUAUUUUUCUUAUUCAAUUUUAUUAUCAGUAAUUUUUUACUUAAUUGUAUAUCUUAAAUUUUAAUUCAUUUUUCUAUUUCUACGAAGACAUUUUAUUUUGAGUCAGAUUUAUGAUCAGUAAAUUUCAAUUCAGUUUUUUAAAGUUUGAGUAUUAUCUAGUUUUAUUAUCAGUAAAAUUGUAAUUCAGUUUUUAUGUGUUCAAUUAGUAAUCGUUUACUGUAAGUGAAUUUGGAAUAAAAUUUCUAGUUUUAAAAGCCGUCGGAUUCUGUCUUUAGAAAAUGUAUUGUGGUUGCAAUUUACUGUCAGCAAAAUUUAACUCAAUUUGUAGAAAAGCAUAUUUUAAUCCUGUGUAUAUUGUAUUUUACUAUGGUGUGUAUUUGGGGAAUUUUGUUUAGUAUCAUUUCAUUUACACAAGUGUAGACGGAUCCAGUUUUUAUUUUUGUUUUAUUAGUGUGAAUGUGUGAUUCUCCGGAGUUGUCUAGUGUUAUUUCAUGUUUAAAGGAGUAGACGUUUCUGCAGUAUAUUUUAUGUUUAUUGUAUUUUAGUGUGGAUGUCCAUUUUCUUAUUUCAUUCCGGGGUGUGACUCGGGAAGAAAGAGUGGUUUAUUUGUAGUUGAUUUUAAAAUAAAUUGAAAUUGAGAAUUGAUUUCUGUGAGUUUAUUACCAGAAGAGAUUGUUUCAUAUUUAACAGAUUAUAAAAUAAGGAAGAGGAAACUGUGAACUUCUCAGCUCGUAGCGUAAUUUAGUUUCACUUUAGAAGUUGUGCUCUUAUUCUGUUGUUUGUCCGCUACGGGGCUGUAGUUUUACUUUCAUUUUGGAAAAAUAAAAUUGAAGUAGUUAUAUAUUAUAGAGUAUCUGUGGUAAAAAGGCGUGCGGAAGAGAGAUAAACCCAGUCCGAGAUAGACAAGAGACAUAAAGUGUUGAAGUGUAAAAGAUUAAAACGGUUACUUAUAUCUAAUAGUUUUGAUUGCGGUAAUGGGACAGGGUUUAAUAAAAAUCAACCGACUCUGUUUGAAACUCAGCCAUGGUUAUCAUAAAAGUAUACAGUGCCUGUGAAUUGAUUGAGACGCGUAUUGUAUAAAUUGUUUUGACUUCUAAUAAGAAUAUUGUAACUUUUAGGAAAAACGUUAGAAUAUUAGUGAGAUCAGUAAAGAGAUUAGAGAAGUGCUCAUUGUUUUAUGGAAAUUGGUAUUUCAACGAGUGAUAAGAAUGAAAUGUUAUUGAUUGAAUUGAAUUUUUUUUUAUUUAACAAGUGUUAAAUAUCAUUACAUUUUUGGGGCUUUGACAGAUUUUAAAUUUCAAAUUUGACCAGUAUUAUAUAAUGAAUUUAGUUUGAAUUUUGACAAGAAUUACAUAUUACUGGAUUGAAUUAGCUUUACGUUUUGACAACGCCUUGAAUCCUCUUUAACCGUCAUCGACUGAUGUGUUGAAUAUUAUUAUAUUUUAAUUUCAAUAAGAAGUUAACAUUACUGAAUUUUAUCGUCUGGCAAGUAUUAAAUAUUAUUAAAGUGAACUUUAAUUUUGAUAAAGAGGUGAUUAUUAUUCAUUUGACUAAGAAAACACAGAAAAUAAUUUUGUGAGAGUCUUUUGUGUAUUUACAGAAGGACUGGCAUCGAAUAACAUUGAAAGGAAGAAUAAACGAGAUAUUCAGGGUAAGAAAAAUUGUAGUGGAAGAUAAAAUGAAGACUCUUAAAGAACAAUGGGAGGCAGCAGUAGAACAGUUAGUGAGCGGUUUACCAGAAAAAGCAAGGCUCAAGAAAAUUAAGAAAUUGCAGGAAAUGUAUGAAGAGUGGAAACAACUUAAAGGUUACGAGGAUAGAACAAAAAUAAGUUUGAAAGAACAUGUAAUAGCACAAGAAAGUGACGCACACAGGAAGUUUCAGAGAGAGGACAAAAAGGAAGUGGGGCUUCUCGCUAGAAAGAAGCAUGAAAAGGAAGUGAAGAGACUACGUGAGGAGUUUCACUUGUGGCAUAGUAUGGCAGUAAGUUGUGUGGCUUUGGUACAGCUGGAGAAAGAGACAGAAAAGAAAGUGGAACUAAAAAAGAGUGACGUUAAAGAGAAGGAAACAAACAAAAUUCAAGAAGGGAGGGAGAUAGCAUCCAUUUAUCCAGUACUGCCACCCACUGCUCCACCUCCAUAUGCCCCACCCCACACACAGUUACCGGUACUUGAAGUACAAAAGGGUGUGUUGGACAUGGAGCAGAGGGAGGGAAAUCGCUGGAAAAUAAAAUCAGGUAAAUUAGAUUUAAUAACAGAAAAAGAGAUGGAGGAGAGAGAGAUAGCAAGAGAAACAGCUGAAUUAAUGAGAACACAUAGAGAGCAAGCUGCACAGGCAGAACAGAGGAUGGUAGCUCUGGAAAAGGAAAUAAGGCAACAAUGGAACAGCGUAGCACAGGAAAGGGCAUUUCAGCCCAGAGCACAAAGCACCCCAGGAGAAACAUUGAGCAGCAGAUUUAUAACAGUGGAUGAGACUGGGAGUCAGAUAGAGGUUGAAAAUCAGGGAACAUAUCCAAUGGAAAUCAGAGGAGAAAUGAGGAUGGGUAAGAAGAUGAGAGAGGAGAGCAAAUAUAACUCUAGUAUAAAGACACCAAAGAAAGAGCAGGAAAGAGAAGAACAGGAAUAUAGGGAACUAGGUCUCAUUCGAGGGAUACCAAAUAUGUGCCCACUAGUGGACACAAAUGGAAACUUAGAAUAUAAACCAUGGUCAUUCACAGACAUGGGAGCUAUCCUUGCAAAGUUACCUCAUAUCACGAGUGGAGGGGGUAAAUGGAUAGGGAAGGUAAUAACUUUGACGCAGGGCCAUACGUUGGCGAUAGGAGACCUGAGGGCAUUAUUGGGACAGGUACUGACUGUAGGACAGAUCACGGAAAUUGAGCAAGAGGCAGGAACGGUUGGGAUAUAUGAUGACCACCCAUAUUGUCAAGUGGCAUCAGUUUGGGGAAAGGCCCUGCGAAAGCUGUACCCAGCGCCAGCAGGCACUCUUUAUAAUAUCAAAUUUUCUCCAAAAGGGGAAGAAACAGCAGCAGCAUACCUGAGUCGAUGCAAAGGAGAAUGGGAAGAGCACACUGGGGCUCAUCCACAUGCAGACAAAAUACACGAACAAAUGUUCAGAGCUGCUGUAUUGGAAGGAACUCCUAAAUCUGUACAAGAUGAAAUAAAAGCCAACCCCGAUUUACCAGGUGCUGUAUGUGAGGUUUGGGAACGACAUUUCCUUCAUCACAUGUCAAGGGCGAACGAAAAAGAAAAAGAAAAAGUAGGGGAAGUAGAGGAAUUGAAAAAACAGUUGCUAAAAUUACAGUUGCAUGAGGCCAGAUCUAAAAUAAAUGAAGAAAAAGGGAAAAAGAAGGAUAAACAAAUGGUAGUUCAGGAAAUGAAAACCCCUCCAAGAUUUAACAAAGAACAGGAAGCUGACCCAUCAAAUGUAAAAUGGGAAAGAACCACCCAAAGACCAAUAAACUACUCCAAUAGAGGUAGGGGUGGGGAUUACAAUAGGGGGAGGGGAAGAGUACAGUAUCAAAAAGGGUGUUUCCGUUGUGGUCGUCCGGGACACUUCUUUCGUGAGUGUCGGCAACCUGUUAGCGGACCACAACAGAGACCAUACAGGGGCAGAGGCCAUAACACACACAUGGCCCCUAACGUGGAAAAAGCACCACGACCACACUCCCAGUACCCUUUGUCCACUGGAGGGGAAGGGGAGUGGUACUGAGACAGCCCACGGAACGACCUCAGCAGGGUUAGGGCGGAACCCUUGCUGACUUUGGAGGUGAACUCACAUCCUGUUGAAUUCCUGGUGGAUAAUGGGGCAACAUACUCCACACUGAACUAUGAACUUCCAAAAAAUCUUAUUUCAGACAAAACCACCGAUGUAAGGGGGUUUUCCGGGGCUAUAACUAGACUGCCAUUAUCCAAAGAACUCACAGUGCAGUGCAUGAAAAAACAAUCACUGACUCACUCUUUUCUGCUGUCAUAUUUCUCACCGACAAAUUUGUUGGGAAGAGACUUGCUAGUGAAACCUGGAGCUGAAAUCCUACGCAGCCCGGAGGGGAUUAUAGUAACUAUGAAAAAUGGUAUCACCAUGAACUGUUCCAUCAUGACCACAAUGAGAACGCAUGGACAAUGGUUACUUUCUGCAAACACCUCUCCACAGGGAGCUGACAUUUACUGGGGGAGGGUGAUUCUGGGGGACACAGGGGACACCCUGAAUGAUCUGUACUGUCAAUGGGAACCUUGGAUAUUAUCAUUAGCGCCAUACACUCAGCUAAUAGAUCCACUGCAUGUCACUUUGUUUUAUGAUAGAACACAAGAGUACUGGUACCAAGAACAAUUUGAUAACAUCGCAGGAGAACAAUGGGAAAUUUGUGGGGCAGGAAUAAUGAUAGGCAAAGAGGGAGUGGCAGCUAUAGUAGAACUUACCCCCGAACAGGAACAAUGGUAUAGAAUGAGGGAAGAGGCAUCACCCCAUAUAUCAUUAUCAGUACAUCCCCAACACCAAGCUAAAGAUCUAGGACCAAUGGUAAAGAAGGGAAUAAAUUUAACAGAUUGGAGGGAAACCCAACUUCCUGGUGUAAAAUAUUCACCUAGCUCAGGGUAUUAUUUGAUCACACAAGAAACAAAAGAUAAUGUAGUGUUGGAACACGAAUGGCUCACAAGAUGGCAUGGUAGGGAUAAAAGUGAUCAUGAAAAUGAUGAAACAAUGUUGAAAAGUUUGCCCGAUCAGUUAUGAACACAGAAUCCCACAGAUGUAGGGUUUUGUAAAAAUUUCCCAGAAAUAUCGUUCGAGCUGACAUGUGAUGAUCCAAUUUUGGAGGCCUCAAUAAAAGUACAAACCAAAGGCAGAGGAAGGUAUCAAAUAUAACAUUGAAGGUUUGUUAACCGCAGGGGUUUUAGAGUAUGCUGAUUUCAAUUGGAACACACCCAUUUUGCCUGUGGAAAAACAAAACAUAGGAAAAUUCAGAAUGGCACACGAUUUGAGAACAAUCAAUCAAAUCAUUAAAACUCCAACUUUACCUGUUCCAAACCCAUAAACUUCUCUGAAUUAAAUCACUCAAAAUCAAUCAUGGUAUAAUUGCAUCGAUCUCACUAAUGCUUUCUUCUGUUUACCUCUUGCAGAGCACGUGAGGGACAUUGUUUGACCGUAUUCACCGCGCACUCUGUUGUAACUUAUGUUAAUUAAUCAUCAUUUAUAAUUUCCACUCUGAGACAAAGACGGUUGGAAAACAGUCUGCACAACUAAAUUUGGUUUUCACACAUGAGGGCAUAAACAUGGCCUCAUAUUGGACAGAAGGAGAACCCCAUGACUGUUGUAUGACCGUGGAAAGGGAAGAGAAAAUUAGACCAGAUUUGUUGACACACAUCAUUACGGAGGGAGUUAUGGUGUUUUCAGAUGGAUGUUUUUUCAGAGAUUCGAGUGGAACACUGAGGUCAGGAAUAGGUAUUGCAGCACUGGAAGAGGAAGAGAUUCAAAUAUUGAGAGCAGAACCUUUACAGGGACAUCAGUCAGCUCAGAGAGCAUAAAUUGUGGCAAUGACAAAGGCUUUGGAGUGGGGAGAGGGAAAAUAAUUAACAUUUUUAGUGCCUAUGAAGUGGGUGCAGUAGUAACAGAAUUACCUAAGUGAAAAAGAUGUGUUUUUAUGGCAGCUAACAACAUAACUAUUAAACAUCAGGAAGAAAUCAUAGCAUUAGCAGCAGCUAUUUUGAGACCCAAGUAGGUGGCGAUCAUAAAGUGCAAAGGUAAUGAUAACAGUAACUCAGAUGCGGCACAAGGUAACCGGAUAGCGGACAUGGCAGUAAAGAUAGGUGCAGAGUACGUAACACAGAUGGUAUUGCAGAAUGACACACAAGAAUGUACCACCGACAUUUUGCAUGAUCCAAACAUAGCAGUAGAACAAGAUAAAGCAUGAGGAAAAAUCCAUGUGGCUCCAAAAAGGAGCUGCAUGGACGCAAACAGGCUGGGUAGGGCAUGACGGUAGACCAGUAAUUCUGCCCAGCAUGGUAAAACCCCUUUUCGCUCAAGCACACACCCCCUCACAUGUUGGAAUCAAACAACCCGUGUCCAAUCUUAACCAGUGGUGGCACCAAUACCUGGCUGCUACAGUUAAAGAAUUUAUCGCUAACUGCAGGGUGUGCUCCAUACACAAUGUACGUGCUGGAGUGAAAUGUGCCCCAGGUGUCUUCCCGCCACGGGGACCUGGUGAGGAAGUGGUUAUCGAUUACACAGACAUGGGGGAGAGCGUGGAAGCUAAACGGUAUCUUUUGGUUUUCGUGGAUGUGUUUUCAGGUUGGCCAGAGGCGUGGCCCACGGGGAAGGAAGAUUUGAUUUCGGUGAUUAAGUGUUUGAUUAACCAAUAAAUUCCGCGUCACGGUUUUCCACGAAUUAUUCGCUCAGACAACGGUACACAUUUUAAGAAUAUAGAUUUGCAAAAGGUUGAGAGUGCACUGGGAUUGUGCUUCCGUUUCGGUACCGUAUAACAUCCUCAAUCACAGGGAAAAGUUAAACGCAUGAAUCUUAACCGCAUGACCUCAUUUACAACAUUUGAACUUCUGAUGGUAGUUCAUUUCCUGGUCCGUUCAACCCAGUGCACCCUGAACAAAUAAAAAUCUCGAUCACAGAACAUAAUUAACCAAACUGAAUGAAAUUGUUUUAAGUUUUUCCAAACAGAAAACC
This is a messenger RNA of Misgurnus anguillicaudatus (oriental weatherfish), 8196 nucleotides long. The record is from RefSeq and is a predicted model, not a curated record. NCBI's taxonomy places the organism in Eukaryota, Metazoa, Chordata, Actinopteri, Cypriniformes, Cobitidae.